GUGACGCCGUGCGCGCCGGGAGUUGUAGUCCCGGGCAGCACGUGUGCGGGACGUGUGGCCGUGCCGGCCGGAGCGGAGCCGAGCCGCCCGCCGCCGCCGCCGCCAUGCCGAAGGUGCGGGCGGGGAAGCGGCCGCGGCAGGAGCGCCGGGAGGGCCGCGCUAGCGGCAUCCUCUUCAACACCGGGGCCGGCCAGCACAUCCUGAAGAACCCCCUCGUCGUCAACAGCAUCAUCGAGAAGGCUGCCCUACGACGCACAGAUGUCAUUCUGGAAGUAGGCCCAGGAACCGGCAACCUGACAGUAAAGAUGUUAGAGAAAGUAAAAAAAGUUAUUGCUUGUGAAAUUGACCCUAGGCUUGUUGGUGAACUUCAGAAGAGAGUCCAGGGCACGUGUCUGGCGAACAAACUUGAAAUCAAGGUUGGAGAUAUCUUGAAAACAGACUUACCGUUCUUUGAUGCAUGUGUGGCUAACUUGCCUUACCAGAUUUCUUCACCUUUCGUUUUCAAGUUGUUGCUUCAUAGACCUUUUUUCAGGUGUGCAAUACUUAUGUUUCAAAGGGAAUUUGCACUUCGUUUGGUUGCAAAACCAGGAACUAAACUAUACUGCAGACUCUCCAUUAAUACACAGUUGUUAGCUCGAGUGGACCAUCUGAUGAAGGUUGGAAAGAACAACUUCAGGCCUCCUCCCAAAGUUGAAUCCAGUGUUGUCAGAAUAGAGCCAAAGAACCCACCACCACCUAUCAACUUCCAGGAGUGGGAUGGUCUGGUAAGGAUAGCCUUUGUUAGGAAAAACAAGACACUCUCUGCAGCAUUUAAGUCAAGUGCUGUAGAGCAGUUGCUGGAUCAUAAUUACCGAAUUCAUUGUUCCUUACAUAAUACAGAGAUACCUGAAAACUUCAAAAUUGCAGAGAAAAUUCAGUCAGUCCUGAAAAAUACGGGUUACUCUGAAAAACGAGCCCGCUCAAUGGAUAUAGAUGAUUUCAUUAGACUGCUGCACGGCUUCAAUUCAGAAGGCAUCCAUUUCUCAUAGACUCUGCUGGACGAAUGAAAGAUGUUCUGUGUUUUGUCACCAAAGUCUUACCCAAGCCAGAGUGACUGCAAUGGGACAAGCUCUUCCCACAAAAGCAAGGACCAUAAUACAGCAUAUGCACUCUGGUUCUUCUGAAAGCCUUACAUGCAAAACACAGACUGUAAGCAAGAAGCUGCUGCUCUGUAUUUUAAAAGCAGUCAGUUCUUCCACAACUGAAGUGAGGUGCUGGACCUCCACAUGCAAGUGUAUUUUUAAAUAUACCCAAUAGCAUCGAUUAAUGUUGCCAUAACUGAAAUUGGUGUUCUCUGAUCAUGGACUUCACCUCAGUAUAUUCUUGAACAAUAUUCAACAGUACAACCCAGAAGUCUGGUCUGGGCACAAAACAAGAGUUCUAGUCAUUCAAUUUGUUUGGGAUAUUCCUUGUUUGUUUCAAGGCAUAUUUAAACACUCUUGUCUUCCCUUUGUACGCAAGUGAUCUGCUUCUUUUGGAGAAAUCCCAGUAACUGUUUCUCAGAAACAAAAGUAUUUAUCUUGUGGGCUUGGUAUCAUUUACAGUUUACUCUUAUGACUGGAGCACUGCAACGGAUGGCUCUAAGCUCUUCAGAAGGGAAGGAGAGGCGGUGGGGUGCAUCUGUGUGUUAGGGAGUAUUUCGAUCGUAUAGAGUUCAAUGACUGUGAUGAUAAGGUCAAGUGCUUAUGGGUAAGGAUGAGGGGGAAGGCCAACAAGGCAGACAUCCUGCUGGGGGUCUGAUACAGACCACCCAACCAGGAUGAAGAGGUAGAUGUAGCAUUCUAAAAGCAACUGACAGAAGUCUCACAAUCAAUAGCCUUUUUUUUCUUGGGGGACUUCAACUUCCCGGAUAUCUGCUGGAAAUACAACAUAGCACAGAGGAAACAGUCUAGGAGGUUCCUGGAAUGUGUGGAAGACACAGCUGGUGAGUGAGCCAGCCACGGGAGGUGCCCCGCUUGACCUGCUGUUCACAAACAGAGGACUGGUAGGAGAUGUGGUGGUUGGAGGCCGUCUUGGGCAUAGCAACUGUGAUGUGAUUGAUUUCUUGAUUCUUGGCAAAGUAAGAAGGGGGUCAGCAGAACCACUACCAUGGACUUCCGAAGAGCACACUUUGGCCUGUUCAUGGCACCGGUUGGGAGAGUCCCUUGGGAGGCAGUCCUGAAGGGCAAAGGGGUCCAGGAAUUCUGGGUACCUUUCAAGAAGGAACUCUUGAAGGUGCAGGAGCAGGCUGUCCCCAUGUGCCGUAAGACAAACCACCAGGAAGGCGACCGGCCUGGCUGAACAGAGGCUUUUGCUGGGACCAAGGGAAAAAAGGAGAGUUUACCACUUUUGGAAGAAGGGGCAGGCAACUCAAGAAGGGUACAGGGAUCUUGUUUGGUCACGCAGAGAAAAUUAGAAAGGCAAAAGCCCAGCUAGAACUCACUCUGGGUACUGUUGUGAGGGAUAACAAAAAAUGUUUUUGCAAAUACUUUUAACACAAAAAAGGAAGUCAUGGUGAAUCUCCAUCCUCUUGGAUACAGAGGGGAACAACACCACUGAGGAUGAGGAAAAGGCUGAUGUACUUAAUGCCUUCUUUGCCUCAGUCUUUAAUAGUCAGACCAGCUGUCCCCAGGGUAUUCAGUCCUUGGAGCUGGAAGGCAGGGAUGAGGAGCGGAAUAAACCCAAUAAUCCAGGAGGAAGCAGUUUAUGACCUGCUGUGGCACCUGGACACUCACAAGUCUGUGGGGCUGGAUGGGAUCCAGGAAUAUUGAGGGAGCUGGCGGAGCUGCUCGCCAAGCCACUCAACAUUCAUCAGCAAUCCUGGUUAAUGAAAAAUGUAUAGGCAUGGCAUUUCAGGACAUGGUUGAAGAUGCAUGGUGGUGCUGGGUUUAUGGUUGGACUUGAUGAUCUUGGAUGUGUUUUCCAACCUUAACGAGUCUAUAAUUCUAUGCUACGAUUCCAUGCAAAAACAUUAUUAAGAUACUGGAAACUAUCAGUGUCAUGUCCUUUACCUGCUUCUUAUUGCCAUCAAACCACUGCAGGAACCAGCAGAAAAUUACCAAAGGGCCACUGCUUAUAGCAUAAACAGGAGGGGGUUUUUGUCAAGUGUAACUUCAAGCAGCUGUUUUUAUAAGAAAACUACUUUGCCCUUCAAUGCAAGGAGGAUCUUUAUCAUAGAUCAAAGCUUUCAGUGAGUCUUAGAACAAUGCAUGCCUGUGACCUGACAAAGACUUACUGACGUGUGUUAACACAGUCUGGAUUACGUGUAUUUGUUAUUAUAGGACGAGGCAGAAUUUUCCCAAGGAAGUUUACAUUAACUGUGCGUAGCAGCUGUGGAAAGAAAAAUCCAUUUUGGUCUGUCUUGUGAUUCAGGACAACAGUAAAUAGUAACUGUAGCAUCAGGAAGGGGUGAAGGCAUGACUCCUACAGCAAUUUUUUCAUGUAUUGUGGACUUCUUUCCACAAGACCACAGUAGGUGAAGAGUCAAAUUACCCAAAAGUCCUCUAAGGUCUAACUUAAUUUUAUUCACAGCUGAUGUAAUUUUUCAGAAGUCAUUGAUUCAGAAACAUGUACAGAAGUUUGCACUUGAAUUUGCAGGCGUUCUGGGAGAUUGUCUUGGGAAGCAGAAUUGCCUUUAUACAGAAGGAACAUGCUUGGAGAUUGUGUCACGCUUCCUAAAUACCUUUAUUUUACAUGACAGAAAUCAAGAUAAUCUUGUCUGAGUCCUGUUCAAGUACUUCCUGUGCAUCACAGCAAUGGGCUACAGGAGUUCAAGUGCCAUAACCAGCUGAAUCAGUUUAUCUUCAUACUGCUUCAGUAUCUGUCUAGAGCUGACCUUCACAGCAGGCUCCAUCACAAAGUCCGUCUCUCAACAUGUCAUUUACAAAGCUUCAUAAAAAGGUGCUGCAUCCUAUCUGCCUCUGUCCUUCCUGUCCUCUUUGGUACCCAUUGCAAACCACAGCCUGGCUGCGGCUCUAGGCUCCCAUGGAGGUAGAGUACGGAAGUCACUGUUUCUCACGUGGGAUGUCUCAAUUGUCAGAGGCUUUUUAGAAACUAAGAUUUCUCUAGAGCAGCUUUGAAGAAACCCUCCGGUAUUAUAGGAUAACCUGUACUAUCACCUGCUUCCAAAAGCUGCUGCCUUCUAUUUCACUGCUUUUUCUUUUAACUGUGAAGGACGAUGCUCUUAAAUGAAUGCUCAGAAAGAUGGGUGAGGUUUCUUUUAGGACCUGCUGCAAAACUAAAGUCAGGACAGUGCUCUGGGGAACUUCUUCCUAAAUGAGGAAUUUGUAUAGAAGAGACAGCUCCAGAAGUAAAUAUUCCUUCUGAAAUCAGAGGCCUUUUCAAAACGGUAACUCCCAUGUGCUUACAGAGUGAAACCCUUCCCAAAGCACAACAGAACUUUCACAGAAGUAAAUUCUCAUCAGUAAUUCAUUUAAUAGCUUUAUUUAUUAAACACAUUAUGUAAAAUCUA
Messenger RNA from Phalacrocorax carbo (great cormorant), 4489 nucleotides. Lineage: Eukaryota; Metazoa; Chordata; Aves; Suliformes; Phalacrocoracidae. The record is from RefSeq and is a predicted model, not a curated record.